Messenger RNA from Rotaria socialis, 1842 nucleotides. Lineage: Eukaryota; Metazoa; Rotifera; Eurotatoria; Philodinida; Philodinidae. The record is from the annotation of a GenBank genome assembly.
AUGAAAGUUGAAACUGCUCGUCCACGAAGUGCAUCGAAAUCCGUAACAAAUAAUAUGACGACAAGUGUUGGUCGUUUUUAUGAAAAACGACAACAAUUGUAUGGUGCUCUUGAUCAAUAUAGUAAAGUUUUAUCAUCGAAUCCCGAUGAUACAGCUACUUAUAUUGAUCGUUCACGUGUUUAUCUUAAAAUGGGUAGUAUUAAUAAAGCCCAACAAGAUACGGAUUUGGCAUUAAAUCUAAUUGGAGAGCCAGAAAAAAAUUCAAAUCUUCUUUUUUAUUAUGUUUGUUUACAGAAAGCUGAAGUUCUUUAUGCUGAUGGAGAAUUCGAAUUAGCGUUAAUGUAUUUUCAUCGUGCUAAUAAAGUUAAACCAGCACAACAAACAUGUAUCGAAGGCAUUCGAAAAACAACAGAAAUUCUUGAAUGUACUAUAUGUAAUCCACAUGUACAUUUAACAGUAAGCAAUAAUUUAGUUAAUGUUCAAGAAAAACAAAUCGAACAAAACGCAAACUUGCUCAAUCGACCGCCAAUACGAAAAUCAUUACCUUCGAUUGAAAUACCAUUAACAGAAUAUACAAACCGAGAAGCAAAUCGACUUUUAAUAGAAGUAGCAAAAGAUCGGAAAUUAUUAAUUAAUCUCUAUAAUGAUAAACAACCGUCUGUCGGUUUUACUGGAUUUGAUAAAGCAAAAGCUGAAGCACAUCAAGCUAUAUCGAUUAUCGAAUCUCAACUUAAAUUUCUUGAUAAAGCUGAAUGUCUUCAUGUUGACGGAAAUCUUAAACGAGAAAACAUGAUAUGCACAUCAGAAAUAGAUCGUAGUAAUCGUGUUCGAAUGGCUGAAGAAGAACUUGUGUAUUUACAAAAACUACCAUCGAAAGAGAAGAGUACAGAGAUUCUUUAUCGUGCAAUGAAAAUAAUUAAUUGUCUUCAUUCUUCUGAAAAUAUUUCCAACACACUUGACUCUCGUACUCGUCUGAUGCUUGCUGAAUCAUUUCGACUUGUAGGACAAUCUUACAAUGAAAUAAAAUUAUUUGAUCAAAGCUUUGAAAAUUAUAAACAAGCCUAUGAAAUUCUAGUACCAUUAAAAGAUGCUAAUUGCCUCUAUCGAGCUGCAUUUGAUGUAGCUCGAAGUUUAAUAUUAGCCAAUAAAUAUUCCGACGCAAUUGAAUCAUUUCAUGAAAUGCUUGACAAAGCAACGUCGGAUAGUGAACGUGCAUUUGUGAAUCAAUAUUUAAGUUUUUCGCAUUUAAAUCUAGCCAAUUAUGAUCAAGCAAAAAUAUAUGCCUAUGAAUGUCUUGAUUAUGCAACACUAUCCAAUGAAGAACUUUUUCGUAUUGAAGCAAAUAUUCUUUUAGGGAAAAUUUAUUUUGAAUUAAAAGAUUUUCAACGUGCCGAAGAAUAUAUUGUCUAUGCGCAAAAUCUUAAAGAUCAAUUAGGUGAUUUAAAUCAAAUGAAAUAUUUAGAUGAAUUAUUAUUAAACAUAAAAAAUCAUAAGGAGAAAAUUUUUCAAGAAAAUGUUUCUUCAUUUGUAAAAUUUGAAGAAAAAUAUUUAAAUAAACUAAAUGAUCAAUGGAUAUCAUCGAUUAUGCAAGAAAAUGAAAGCAAACAAAUUAAAGUCGAUGAUCAAUUCAUUCGAGAAUUUAAUAAUAAAACUAUUUCCAAUUGGCGCGUUCUUACACCAUAUUAUCGUCUGUUUGAUAUAUGUAUAGAACGUAAAAAGAAAAUUCGUCGAAAUAUCGAUCAUAUAAGACAACCAAUUACAGGUUCUUCGCCGAGUUUACCAUUAAUAUCAACAACAAAUAGUGCACUAGAAAAUACCCAAGAAAGUUUUUCGAAGACAUAA